This is a messenger RNA of Pochonia chlamydosporia 170, 831 nucleotides long. RefSeq names its product DNA-directed RNA polymerase I subunit RPA1. NCBI's taxonomy places the organism in Eukaryota, Fungi, Ascomycota, Sordariomycetes, Hypocreales, Clavicipitaceae. Gene Ontology annotation, cellular component: site of double-strand break; nucleus; chromosome, telomeric region. Gene Ontology annotation, molecular function: DNA binding. The record is from RefSeq and is a predicted model, not a curated record. The transcript is spliced from 3 exons. The coding region runs from base 1 to 831 and encodes 276 amino acids. Gene Ontology annotation, biological process: double-strand break repair via homologous recombination; nucleotide-excision repair; DNA replication.
AUGUCAGCAUACGCAGGCUACACCACAACCAACUACGGCGCCAAAGGAGGCGACGACUCAGGCGGUUUCUUCGCCGGCGGCUCCCAAGGCAGCCAACCCGGCACCAAAUCCUACCAAGAUGAAUCCCUCCGCCCCGUAACCAUCAAACAAAUCCUCUCCGCAGAAGAAGCCUUCGCAGGCGCCGACUUCAAAAUCGACAACUCGACAAUCACCCAAAUCACAUUCGUAGGGCAAAUCCGCUCCGUCAACCCGCAGCCCACCAACGUGACGCUCAAGAUCGACGACGGCACCGGCCAGAUCGAAGUGAAGAAGUGGAUCGACGCAGAUAAGCAGGACGACGUGAAGCCCGAGCAGCAGUACGAGCUGGAUUCGUACGUGCGCGUGUGGGGGCGUCUCAAGUCGUUUUCGAACAAGAGACAUGUGGGGGCGCAUGUGAUUCGGCCGGUGAAGGACUUUAAUGAGGUGAAUUAUCAUCUUUUGGAGGCGACGUAUGUGCAUUUGUAUUUUACGAGGGGGCCGUUGGGUGGUGCUGCGGCGAACGGUGGGGAGAGUAUGUUUGUGGAUGGCGGGGGGUAUGGGGAUGCGAAUGGUGGUGCGGCUGGUGCUGGACAGAUGCCGAAUAAGUUGUCUGGGUGUGGGCCGCUGGCGAAAAAGAUGUUUAAUUAUAUGAAUGGGACGCCGGGCGGGAAUGAGGGCGUGCAUUUGAAUGUGAUUAGUACGUCGACGGGCAUGUCGGUGAGGGAUGUGUUGUCUGCCUCGGAUGAGUUGUUGGGACAGGGGCUGAUUUAUACGACUGUUGAUGACGAGACUUGGGCUAUUUUGGACUACUAG